ACGCAGCAAACAUGGCAGCGUCAACUGACAGCAGGAUGAGCAUGCAAACCGUUAUCGCUGAUAUUUUGAAUGAAAAAUUAUGCCCCGGUCAUUUACAGGCUUUGAAAACAUUUACCGCUUCGUUACGGGACCAGGAAUACAGAGAUGCUGUGCAGGGGGAGGCGUUCUGCAGCCUCCUGAAGGUCCUGUCCAGGCUGCUGGAUGAGCUGCAGGAUGCCAGUGAUGAAGAGGACCAGGGCCUGCAGCUUCAGAUGACUGCUGAGUGCUUCAGAGGCCAGAGGAACGCCUGCGUCCAGAGCACACGCAACCAGGGGCUGCUCAGGGAGCUUGGUUUCAUAGAGGUGUCAAUAAAACUCUUGAGACUGCUUCAGACCAUAACUGUGGAGAGCACAGAUGGCAUACUUGAGCCUCUUCGCUGUGGGAUCCAGUUUCUUGGAAACCUAGCUGUGGGAAACCAGGUGUGCAAAGAUGACAUUUGGCAGCUGAGCUUUCCAAAUCUUUUCCAGCAACUGUUAAGUGCUGAUGAUGAGAAGGUGGUGAGCUACACCGCCAUGGUUCUCCACACAUGUCUGGAUGAAGCCAAGGUGGAACAGCUGGCAGAACCAAACAACAUCGAUCUAGCACUCAGGGUGAUGGAGCUCUGCAGGACCCAACCCGACCUGGACUGGACCGUUCUGAUUGCUACCCAGCACUUCGUCAGCUCCUCAUCUCUAGUGGAGAACAUGUAUACUGGGAUGUCUCACCUAGAGAGGGUUACUCUGCUCGAGCUGUUGUCAGCCCAGCUAGGAGAGGGGGAUUUGAAGGAGGACGGUGCCAUCCCCCCCAGUGUGGCUCGUUUCCUGGCCUGUUGCUUUCAGAAAGGUUGCGCAGCCGUGCUGACACUCGCCUCUGGUUCUGCUUCCAAUGAUGAGGAGGCGCUGACAGUGAUCAGUUUGCUGGACGUCCUGUGUGAGAUGACCUCAGACCACAGGCAGUUCAUGUUCCUGCAGGACCAUCCUGACCUCCUCUCCACCACUGUUGAGCUCCUGGAGCAGGUCCAUGCCUUAGGAAAGGCCAGCAAAAAUGUAUUCAGUACUGCUCAAAAUUUCUCCUCCUUCAGCCCUGAUGGAGACUCUUCGUCCUCUUCUCCAUCCAUCAGUUUCAAGGCUCACCUCAUCAGACUGAUAGGAAACCUCUGUCACAACAACACCGACAACCAGAACAAGGUGAGAGAACUGGACGGCAUCCCCCUCAUCUUGGACAACUGCAACAUAGACAGCAACAACCCUUUCAUCAUCCAGUGGUCCGUCUUUGCCAUCAGGAACCUGCUGGAACACAACAAGGAGAACCAGGAGCUGGUGGCUGCACUGGAGCACGGCGGUGUCGCUGAUUACUCUGCACUCAAGGAGCUGGGCUUCCAGGUGGAGGAGCGAGACGGCAGCCUGCUGCUCAAACCUGUGAGGAAGGACUCUUAAAAAUCUAAGAGGAGCAGCUAGGAGAGAGGAAGCCCUCAACCCCUAAGCAGGUUCUCAUGUUAAGGAUUUGUUAAAAAAGAAAUAAAGUACAUGUGCACUUGCAUAAUGUGCAUGUGCACACAUGUACUCAGUGGGCCUCAUUCACCAAUAUCUUCCUAAGUUUUUUCAUACAUUUCUUCUUAAGGAAGAUCCUAAGAAAAGCCUACAUGGGAUUCAUGACGAGAUCUUGAACUGCAGAAUUUUUCACACCUGUGUUCUGACAUUGAUGAAUCCCUCUGACUUUGUAAAUUGAAAGCAUGUGCCAUUUGACCCUAAUUAGCAUUGGUAAACGCCCCCCAGUCCCCAUUAAAGGACAUGAAGCUGCAGGGCCUUGUGCACACACAAAAUCACACACAGAACUUGAUUAAGUUGAGGGAGGUCAAGAUUGCCCAAAUGCAAGUCUAAAGGGGUGGGACACUGCACUGCAGACAUAAAAAAAAAAAAACUGCAGCUCUGAAAUUGAUGCACUGCUGUAGGAAGUCAACACCAAAUGGCGUGUCAUGUAUAUUUUUCAUUGUUCAAGAAAGUGAUCACAAAACAAGUGAGGACAAGUGCAGGGACACAAAAAUGGGUAGCGCCGUCACAUGCACGAGCAUGUGCAUAAACACGAGAAGGGACGGCAUGACAGGGGACACUGCAUUGGCUCAACGGAGCUGAAAUCCUCCGGGGUGCAGCACCCAGAACUCAUAUUUAGUGUCAAUAGUGGAUACAAAGUAACAGAAAAUGAUAUGAAUGGGAUGCUGUUACUCGUUCAAUGAAUGUUGUAUCUGCAGAAAGAUGCACAAUUGAUGAAGUUAAAAAAAAAAAAAAUGUUUGAGCUCAGAUUUGUGUUUGUGUUGUGUUUAUUUCAACAGACCAUAAUGCUUUAAGGAUAAGAAUUGUUAAAAAUAUUAUAAAUUAUAUAAAUAUUAAUUUAAGUCCUAUAAUAUCAUACUAUAGAAUAGAACUAUAGAUUUUCAGUAUUCAAAUGUGUUUAAGAGUGCUCUUGAGUGUGCGUAGAUUGUGCUCUUACCCAAGAACAAAUCUCAAAUGAGAAUGCCAGAUCUUCUUGAAAACUGUGCAAGUGGGUUUUAAGAACAAAUUUGUUCUAAUGAAUGUUUGGUGAAUGAGCCCCAUUGUUCUUGUGCUUAAAGAUGUAUUUAUGCUAGCUAAUACUUAAUCUCCACUCCUCAGUUAUCAAACCCGAGUUUUGUGUCUGUCUAGAAUGAUUGACAGUCAGUACAGAAAAAUGGCUUGGAAUUAGAUGAUGGAUAAUAUUUCUGUUAGAGGAGUGAGUUUAACUGACUUUUCUAUGUAAGUUAUGCUGGCACUCAUAUCCAGAUGGGGUUUUCUUGGUACACAAAAGGCUCAUGGGAUCCUCUCUGGUAUAAAAGCAGGGUUCAAGAGGUCAGGAGCGGGUGUUUUGUCUUAACCUUAGUCUGGGAAAUGAAGAGCCUGUGAGAAAGGGGACACCAUGCUGCUACCUUUUGCUAAAGCUGAUGGAUUGUGGUCUAAUCCAAAGACAAAAAGCACCACGGUGUCCUGGCUUUUUGCCCCUCAGAAACACUGGUGUUACCAGCAGGGGUUGGGGUUUAAUCACAGACUCACAGUGACUUCUGCAAUAACCAGUCAAACAGAGAAUGACCAAAACAUGAUGUAAUCAGCCCCCCUCCCAAACACACAUCCACACAGACCUAAUUACACGGUGUUGCCUUUGCUAGAGGUAUGAAGACUUUGGGUAUGCCUCAACAUUCCCAUACCAACGCUUAAGAAUAGACUUAACUUUAAACUACGCAUAACUCAACCACAACUGUUUUGAAAGUGGAAAAUGAAAUACUCAGUGUAUUGCUUGCCACCAUGCAUUUUUUUCUUUUGAAAACAAUGCUCAAAAUAUGAGCUUUUCACCAGAUAACUGCUUUCUUUUGCAAUGCGUCAUUCCAUUAUGGUAUAUUGUGGCAAAAUGCUUUAUAGAAAAGGUAGUAUUGAUAGAGACAUGAAAAGCAUGAUAUAGCAUAUAAUAUACAGAUUAACUUAUUUAUUAAGUUCAAACUCAUAACGCUGAGUAUAUAAUAAGCAUUUUAGGCCCUUGUCUUUUGAGUGCCCCAUAUCCUCACUGUAAGCGAACAAUAUUAGAUGUAGGUAUAGCAACCGACACAUACUGUCUUAGAGAUUAAAAUAUCUUUUAUUUGGCAGCAACUCUGUGAGCAUUCAGUGUCUGCGUGUACACUUGCAUGUGCACUUCCUCUCUAGAUAAGUGAUUGUGAUUCUGGAUAAGUAGAUGGCGGAUGAGUGCAUGGCGAUAGCAGGUAUCCGAUGAGGGAGAGAGUCAAAGUGAAUCAGACCAUAAGCAUUAGUUUGCAGAAUGACAUCCCUCCCUCCUCCUCCCGUUGCUGGAUAAGCUGAACCGUCCUGACACCUAAACAAUGCGGCGCUUAAUGGGCCCGCCCACACCCCGCUCCACCCUGUUUGCUCUGCCUCUGAUUUUUAAUGACAAAAUGUAUUGAAACAAUCGGCUGGACUCUACUCUCAAUCCGCCGGUAUAGUGAGGGGAGCUUAUGCGGUUCCGGUCCCCAGGAUUUCAGACAACUAACAAAACAGGCUGUUACUUGCGCUCGACUGGCUGGCUGCAAUGCUUUUCAGCCCCACAGGAAAGAGCCAGUGAGAGUCAGCCGGGCUGAAUGAGGUGGCAUGGCCGCAGCCGUCUAUUCACCUCCUAACACAUCAGUAUACCACAUCAGUCAUGGCCAUAGAUGCUUCUGUUUCCCAUAUCAGCAUUUUAUACCCCAGGACUCUAUUAUAUCGUAUAUGUGCCUUUUUGUUUGACAUUCACUUUCAGCAAAACCUGCAAGUUGUACCGCAUAUGCCUCAUGUUAGGGCCAGAACAUGUUUAUAUUCCCCUGAAUAAAGUAUUGCUGUGUGACAAA
This is a messenger RNA of Myripristis murdjan (pinecone soldierfish), 4396 nucleotides long. It is a transcript of the gene atxn10, whose product is annotated as ataxin 10. The record is from RefSeq and is a predicted model, not a curated record. The transcript is spliced from 11 exons. The coding region runs from base 12 to 1454 and encodes 480 amino acids. Lineage: Eukaryota; Metazoa; Chordata; Actinopteri; Holocentriformes; Holocentridae. Gene Ontology annotation, cellular component: cytosol. Gene Ontology annotation, biological process: neuron projection development.